This is a messenger RNA of Triticum turgidum subsp. durum (durum wheat), 2292 nucleotides long. The record is from the annotation of a GenBank genome assembly. NCBI's taxonomy places the organism in Eukaryota, Viridiplantae, Streptophyta, Magnoliopsida, Poales, Poaceae.
AUGCCGUCCCACAGAUCAGCAGCUGCUUCUCUACUGGCAGUAUGGCUCUGCCUCGGCGUAGCACUGCUUGGAGUUGGAGCAGCACCGCCGGCACCGCCUAGGCCUAGCAGCAGGUGCCAGAGAGAAUGCGGCGGCGUAGACAUCCCUUACCCGUUCGGCAUCGUCGGGCCCGGGCCCGAAUCGCCCGAUCCCGACAACUGUGCCAUGCCUGGCUUCGGCCUGACCUGCAACGAGACCGGGGUUAAUGGUGGCCGCACGCCAUUUUAUUAUGACCUGGAGGUCGUCGACGUCUCGCUGCAACAGGGUCAGGCCCGGAUGAAGAUGAGCAUCUCCACCUACUGCUACAACAACGCCACCCAGGGCAUGGACCCCGUCCCGUGGGGGCUCGACCUCACGGGCACGCCCUACAGGUUCGCCGACACCAACAAGUUCACCGUCAUCGGCUGCCAAACGCUGGCCUACAUCGAGGGCGCGCACACCCACGAGUACACAAGCGGCUGCGUGGCCAUGUGCCGAGCAGAAAGCGACGGCGAUGCGAGGUCGGCCCUCAGCAACGGCUCCUGCUCCGGGAUAGGGUGCUGCCAGACCGCCAUUCCCAGGGGGCUGGACUACUAUCGAGUGUCAUUCGACUCCGGCUUCAACACCGCGGAGAUCCACGACGUCAGCCCCUGCAGCUACGCCGUGCUCAUGGACGUGUCCAACUUCACCUUCCAAACGACCUACGCGACCUUGCCGGGGUUCAACACCACCUACGGCGGAGUGGCGCCGCUGGUGGUGGACUGGGUUGUCGGAAACCAGACGUGCGACGCGGCGCGCAAGAAUUCCUCGUCCUACGCCUGCGUCAGUGACCACAGCGAGUGCUUGGACUCGCUCAAUGGACCAGGCUACAUCUGCAACUGCUCCAAGGGCUUCCAAGGCAAUCCUUACCUGCAAGAUCCGGAGCACGGAUGCAAAGAUAUUAACGAGUGCACGGACCUGGAGAAAUACCCUUGCAAUGUGCCUGGGACUUGCCAAAAUUUUCUUGGCGGAUUCCACUGUCAUUGUCCCAAGCAUACCAAAGGCGACGCCCAAAAUGGGACGUGCGAGGCAAACCACACAUUUGGUCUUGGAGAAAAACUCGGUAUUGGAGCCUUUGGCGUCGUUUUGGUUGGCCUGGUUUGUAUCCUCGCAGUAGAAAUCAUCCGUCACAAAAGGAGUAUCAAAAGACAAGCUCUGAUUAGACAGAGUGACGAAUACUUUCAACAGCACGGAGGCCAGAUACUGUCAGAAAUGAUGGGGGUAGAGCGUAACAUCGGGUUCACCGUCUAUGCCAGAGGAGCGAUCGAGGCGGCAACAAACGGGUUCGACAAGGAGAACAUCAUCGGGGAAGGAGGGCAGGGGACCGUGUACAAGGCGGUCCUCGACGUCGAAGGCAAGGACACACUUGUGGCAGUAAAAAGAUGCAAGGAGGUGGACGAGAGCAAGAGGAAGGACUUCGUGCAGGAGUUGGUGAUACUCGGCCGCGUCGACCAUCCCAACAUCGUCAAGCUCCUCGGUUGCUGCCUGCAGUUCGAGGUGCCUAUCUUGGUCUACGAGUACGUGCAGAACAAAACCCUGCUGGAGCUACUGCACAGCCAGCUGACCUCGUGCCGCGCCAUGCUGGGGACCCGUCUGAGGAUCGCCGCGCAGGCCGCUAGAGCGCUGGCGUACCUGCACUCGCUGGCGCACCCGAUACUCCACGGCGACGUGAAGCCCGCCAACAUCCUGCUCGGUGACGGCUGGGUCGCCAAGGUGUCUGACUUUGGCUGCUCCACCAUCGAUGAGAAAACCCAGGUGGUGGCCAGAGGCACACCAGGCUAUGUUGACCCAGAGUACCUGCUUGAGUACCAGCUCACGGACAAGAACGACGUCUACAGCUUUGGUGUCCUCCUCCUGGAGCUCCUAACCGGGAAGAAGCCAUUGUCUAAACAACGGAAGAGCCUCGCGGCCAUAGUCCAGGAGUCUAUGGGGGAUGGCACGCUCCAUCAACUCUUUGACCAGGAAAUAGUCAAUGAUGCUAGCAUCGGAGUGGCCGUUCAGGCUGUGGAGCUGGCAACUCGAUGCUUAGUUAUGCCGGGGAAUAGGAGGCCGGCGAUGAGGUGCAUUGCUGAGGAGCUCCAACAAUUGGCAGACCAAGUGCAGCAGCCGUUGGUUUCGGAGUGUCAUAGCCUCACUAUCAAAGAUAUGGAGAGCUCCAUGUCAUCUGAGAGUGACACCACCAGGGUUUUCAGCCUUGAGAAGAAAGUCGUGUUGAGCAUAGAAUUCGCUAGAUGA